GCGAGCAGGCAGGCUUCACAGUAGACCCAAUGCCUCCAUCAUGAAACAUUCCAGCAGGAUUUUCGUUGCUUUGGGUGCAACCAUAUGUUCUUCCAUUGGUGCGGUGGGAAGUGAUGCCUCUGUGCGUCCUCGGGGUGUAGGUCCGGAGUUUAGUAAAUAUUACAAAGACUCUUCCACUUUCACCUGCAUUUCUAAUCCCUCCAUUCAAAUUCCCUUCUCCGCAGUGAACGAUGAUUACUGCGACUGUCCUGAUGGCAGCGACGAACCGGGCACCUCGGCAUGCGCCUAUGUAUCGCAGUUUUCUCCUUCUGACUUUAAGGAUGAUAAGGUUAACCGUACUCCGGUUCUCCCCGGAUUCUACUGUGUUAAUAAAGGUCAUAGACCAUCAGUCAUAUCGUUCCAGCGAGUCAAUGAUGGCGUUUGCGACUAUGAGAUGUGCUGCGACGGUAGCGAUGAAUGGGCCCGGGUUGGUGGCUUAAAAUGUGAGAAUAGGUGCAAGGAGAUUGGAAAAGAAUGGCGAAAGAAUGAAGAAAAGAGGCAUAAAUCCCUGACCGCGGCGGUGAAGAAGAGGGCAGAGCUUGUGAAAGCUGCGGCUAAACUACGAAAGGAGGUGGAAGACCGCAUCUCGGAUCUUGAAGUGGAAGUUGUGGCCUCAGAGUUGAAGGUGCAGAACCUAGAACAAGCUCUCGAAACAGUCCGGGCCAACGAAAGGGGCAAAGUGGUGAAGGGCCAAAAUAAGGGCAAAGUUAAUGUUCUUGCUGGACUAGCCAAGGAGAGGGUCGAAGAGUUGCGAGGGGCAUUGGUGCAGGUGCGCCGGGAAAGGGAUGAGAAUUUGGUGAGAGUUAGUCAACUCGAGGCCAUACUAUCAAAAUUCAAGGAGGAAUACAACCCAAAUUUCAACGACGAAGGCGUAAAGCGUGCUGUCCGGGCCUGGGAAGAUUAUGCUGCGCGUGGCGAUACAGGUAGCGAUGGCGAUGAAACGCUAAAUCGAGAUCUGGAUGAAAUUUGCAAACCGGACGGUGAAAAUUCAGGCAUUGACUGGGAUCAUUGGGAAAAUGAACAAGAUGUAGAAUCUGAAAUCGGUCUUCUUUACAAAGUCGCCGCCUAUCUUCCCGAUUCAUUGAUUAACUACUUCGAAGAUAAAGUUCUUCAACUCCGCUCGUUUUUAAUAUCAAAUGGCAUCCUUGCGGAUAACAGCGGCGACUUAGGCACCACAGAGUCCAGAGCAGUGACGGAAGCUCGGAAUGCACUUUCUACUGAAGAAUCAUCCUUGAAUAGAAUUCGCUCUGAGUUGGAGGAUCAAAAAUUAGACCUUCACAAAGACUAUGGAAGUGAUUCCGUAUUUCGCUCGCUGAAGGGCUCAUGCAUAUCUAAGGACUCUGGUGAAUAUACCUAUGAACUCUGUUGGAUGGAGAAAACGAAACAAAUACCCAAGAAAGGCGGAUCCACCACAACAAUGGGCACCUUUUCUGCGUUUACUACAAUUACUGUCGAUGAGCAGGACUCAAAUGGGAAGGUCGUCCCUCAAAAAAAGAUAGCACUGGAAUACACCAACGGACAAACAUGCUGGAAUGGCCCCGCACGUUCAACCAAGAUUGUUUUGGAAUGUGGGGAGCAGGAUGAGAUCUUGAAGGUUACGGAAGACGAAAAAUGCGUGUAUAGUAUGUUUGUGACGACCCCAGCUGCCUGUGAAGAAGUUUCCAAGAACAGCAAUGCCGCCCGUGAUGAUCGCAAAGACGAGCUGUGAGGGAACAAACGAACCGCAGAAAAAUUUGAUAAUAUUUGGUUAGUUACACAGGAUUGUUGCAAACUAGAUGGGCUUACGUGCUUACUUCCACCUUUAUUCUUUAUUCUUCUUGUUUCUAGCAGACUUGAAUUCCUUCACAGUAAGAUUAUCUAUUUCCCUGUGCAGCCUGGUAGUGUCAUUUUAUGCUGGUUUCUCGUCGCUCUUAUCUUUGUUGUGUCAUCAUUCCAUUUACACAUGCUUCGCUGCUCCUGACUUGAAUGCUCGUGCGGAUACCUCAUUGAAAUGACGGUAGAGAAUCCACAACUGAUACACAAGCUAGCCCGCCAUAAUACAAUAACAUGAAAAAGAGCCAUUACCAAUUUCAAACCUUCCUCAGAAA
Histoplasma capsulatum G186AR is the source of this 2126-nucleotide messenger RNA. RefSeq names its product vacuolar sorting-associated protein. NCBI's taxonomy places the organism in Eukaryota, Fungi, Ascomycota, Eurotiomycetes, Onygenales, Ajellomycetaceae. Gene Ontology annotation, cellular component: glucosidase II complex. The transcript has 3 exons. Gene Ontology annotation, molecular function: protein binding. Bases 41 to 1747 code for a protein of 568 amino acids. Gene Ontology annotation, biological process: N-glycan processing. The record is from RefSeq and is a predicted model, not a curated record.